Messenger RNA from Gossypium arboreum, 402 nucleotides. RefSeq names its product secreted RxLR effector protein 161-like. The record is from RefSeq and is a predicted model, not a curated record. The transcript has a single exon. NCBI's taxonomy places the organism in Eukaryota, Viridiplantae, Streptophyta, Magnoliopsida, Malvales, Malvaceae. The coding region runs from base 1 to 402 and encodes 133 amino acids.
AUGACUAGGCAGUACUCCCCAUGGUUCCGUUUAAUUAGCAGGCUUAUGGAGUGCCCAAAGGAGAUGCAUCUCUUAGCUGCAAAAAAAAUACUUUGGUAUUUGAAAGGCAUGGCUAAUUUCGGAUUGUUCUACAAAAAGGGUGAAAAGACAAAUUUGUUUGGCUUCACUGACAGUGAUUAUGCUGGCAAUUUUGAUUAUAGAAAGAGUACUUCUGGUUAUGCUUUUAUGUUGGGUACAGGGGUUGUUUCAUGGUCUUCAAAGAAGCAACCAAUAGUCACUUUGUCCACUACAAAAGCUGAGUUUGUAGUUGCUACAGCUUGUGCCUCCCAAGCUAUUUGGUUGAGAAAUAUUAUUGAAGAACUACAUUUUUUUAUAGCAAGGAGCAACAACGAUCUUUUGUGA